AUAACCUUCCAAUGUUACGGUUUCUCUCCCCUGACCCUCUUCACUCCCAUUCAUCACUGUUUACCCAGACAACUAGAACCAGGCUUGCGACGCCGGUCGUCCAACAUGGCGGACAGAGACGGUUAAUUUCUGAAUUGAAAACUCAUCAACUCUUGUGUAAACAGAGCGGGCAGCUGACUUUCGUUGCCGAGACGGUGGAUUUAUGUGAACGAAUAGAUAACUGGACCUAUUAUUUACGUCCAUACAACAGGCCAACUUUGGGCAAUUGUCAUGCAAAUGAAGCCAAAUCCUACCUCUCUUCGUCUUAGCAACAUAUGUUGGUUCAUUGCUCUAUCUUGAAUUUAUUAAUCAACACUUAGGUCUGUUUUUCAAAGGACACAAGCUGUGAAACUUGAAACGAUCCAGUUGAUCUUUUUCAACAGAUCGCUAACAAGAGAUCAACAGCACGCGCAAUAGAAUUGCCAGAAGAUUAUUGGAGCGACGUUAAAAAGUUAAAAUUGUUGGUGCACCAGCUCGACAUGAUCGAUUUAGUCCAGUUUAAAACGGAGACCGAAAGGGCAGCUUGUCAACCAGCUGUCGCUGUGGUCGGAGUAUGAGUCGCGUUUCACGCUACAGUACACCUUCGACGUGGAAAUAGAGAUAUUAUGGAUUUCUUCCUUAUCAGACACAACCUUCGCCAAUUUGAACUCAGGUGAUGAAGUCGAUAUUUUGGGCAUAAGCUUAAUUUGCACGAUUGAAAUAAUUUGAUGUCAUAUCGUACAAAUAUCAUCUGUUUCGAGAGUCUUGUUCUCAUCUGUGUGGCCGUCUACAAAUAAACCAAAAUGGCUCACCACCGGGAUAAAGAUCGUGAACCCGACUUGAAGGGAAAACUAUCACGCAAGAUAGCUGAACUCACGAUGGUCAUUCACUUGUUGUUUACGAGAAAUCACGAGCGUGAGAUUGAAGUAGAAUCAUUGAAAACUGCAUACGAACAUGAGAUAAGUGUUAUUCUUGAAGAAGCAAAAGGAAAAAUUUCGUGGUUGGAGGGCCAACUGGAUGAACUUGAAAAAUACCGUGUUUUGUUGGACUUGAAAAAUACAGAGAUUGAGAAAAACAAACAGCAGAUCCAAGAUCUACAAAAUAGGGAGGAGGAAUUAAAUGCACAGUUGGGGCAUAAGGAUCAGCUUUUAACAAUUGCCGAAAAACAAAUAGUACAACUAAAAGAAAGCCUUAUGGACGUGUCAAACUCUAGGGAUGAUCAUUUGUCAGGUGAACUAGAAAAUGUAAAGAAGGAUAACAGUAACUUGAAAGAAAAAAUCAAGGUUAAAAAUGACAAGAUAAAGAAAAGCCAAAAUCAAGUUGAUAAUCUUCAGUCGAAAUUAAAAACAUUGGAGGAUGAAUUAAAGGAUGUAUUGGAAAAAAAGCAGAGGCUUGAAGCAAGUGUUGAUGGCUUACAAGGGGACUGGCAGGAUGAAAUUGAGAGACUGGGCCAGAAAAUUACAGAAUACACCAAACAGCAGCAAGAAGACCAAAUAAGAGCUGACAAACUUGAAUGGAAAAAUAAACAGUUGAGUCAUCAAGUAAAGGAGCUUGAGGAUGAAAAGCAACAGUUGGAACUUAAAAUUCAACAAUAUAUUGAUGAGAGAAACAAAAGAAAGGAAUCAAAGAGAUCACCAAGAUCAGUGACCAAAGGAAGUCCUGAAGUACCUCGACCAUCACCAAUUGAUAGAGAUGACGAGCUUGAACGUCUCAGGAGAGAGGUACAGCGUUAUCGACUGGAGCUGAGCAACAGGGAAAUGAGUUUCAAUCGGAUGUUUACUGAUCAUAAGCCUGUCAUUGUUGAUCCAAACAGAAGGAAAACGUCCUCUAACCUUGCUCAUGACAACUCCUUCCCAAAUCUUAGUGGUGUACAAGGACGGAAAAGAAGUGGAAUUCAACAAUUACCAGCUCUUGGGGAACAAAGGAUUCAGAGCAAUCCUCAACAACAAUUUCAUGGCUUAUGAUUCAAAUUUUAAAGAACAGGCAUGCACACAGAUUAGUGCAACUUGUAUUUAUCAAGAAAACAGAUUCUUUUGGGGUUUAUAUAUUAAAUAUUUUAGGGAACAAAUUUAUUUACAUAUUGUCAAUAAAAAUCUUAAAUUCAGUGUUAACAUUUGUCAGAAAUGAAAAAUUCUAGAUCCCAUUAAGGAAUUGAACACUCAGAUUUUGGACUAAUCAGUUGAGUAGCAGUUACAAGUUUGAGUGCCUUGGGAGAUCAGGAUUAGAUCUUUCAUUAAUUCAUGCCUUGAGCUUCUUAAUCUUUUAUUUAAUUGAUAACCAAUGGCUGACAAAUUUACUCUUCUUUAAUUUCUUUCUGCAUAAAUGUAUUCAGGAUAUCUUGCUCUUCUAGGACAAUAUCGCAUAUUUACCAAAAAGUUAUGAUAACAGUUGUCUUUUUUUUAAUCUUAAACAUUUUCUAAUUUUCAUGAACAUGCACGUUAACUCAAUAUAUCAACCACAUGCAUGGAAAGUGGCAGUUUUAAAAAGAUAACUAAAAAGAAGUGAUGUAUAUCAAAUCUUCAGUGUAAACAAUUAUUAUACAUUGUAAAUAGGAUGGUAGUGUAGAUGUAGAUUAAAAAUUAUUUCUCUA
Molecule: messenger RNA, 2608 nt
Organism: Stylophora pistillata
Lineage: Eukaryota; Metazoa; Cnidaria; Anthozoa; Scleractinia; Pocilloporidae
Source: RefSeq, a predicted model, not a curated record